AUGGAGCGCCAUGCUUCCCAGGAGGAGAUAGUUGCGGCCGCGGCCGAAGAGCAGGCAGUGAUGGCGAUACACCAACAGAGGCUACAAAUGGCCAAGGCCUUACUGAACAAACACAACCCGAGUUGGUUUGCGGACGUGGAGGGGCACGUCAAGACUACGACCGAUGAGGCACGCGAAGAAGACGUCAAGCACAGCGCCGCUGCUGCGGCUGCGAAGCAAAGAGCGGCUGCCAUGGCGCUGUUGAAAGAGCACAACGCAGAUUGGUUCGGAGAUGAUAAGGAGGCGAAGAAACAAAGGUCAUUUUUUCGCCGGGUCAAGGAUUCUCGGAAAAUGAGAAAAAAAGACGGCCUCACGUCGCGAGCGCGCACAAGCAGUGCACAAGCGGAAAAAUCUCAAGAGAAGGCAGUGCUACAAGGAACGUUCGCGAGAUUGACUCGAGGGACGUCCUCAGGACGAAUUCGCAGCGAGUCGCCUCCGUCCUUGAUCGUACGAAAUGCUCACCCUCUUGGUCGGAAAUCAUCAUGGGGGGAACAUCAGGUAGCGCUAGGCUCGGCAUCUUCGGGACGAUCGGAGGGAUACAGAAAAAAGCCAUGGUUUUCGCGACACUCUCGAAGCCCAAGCCAACAGCUUUCCUCGAACCCAACCAGUCCGGUCGGAAUGAUCCACGGACAGAUCACGCCAAGGUCUUGCACGACGCCCGUUCCUCAGCCGUCGUUGAUGGAGAUCCUCGAAAACACCGCCGAGGAACCCAUGUCCCUGCGGUCCAUGCUGCGCUUCGCUAGAGAAAACCUGAUGGAAGAGAAUGUUCUGUUUUACCUUGAGGUGGUCUCGUUUAAAACGGGUGGCGGCGGGCGGUGCGAGUACCUCACAAACAUCAAGCGGAUCCACGAGCUCUACAUCCAGCACAACAGCAAGAGGGAGAUCAACAUCAGCGGCCAAAUGCGCUUGAACACAAUGGCCACCGUGGAAGCUAUCUUGAGGGCAGACGGCCAAAGCAGCGGUGGCAGCGCAGACUCUCCCGGCAAUGUCGAGCUGCGGGCUGCAGGCGACGAGGUAGAGAGACAGCCAGCGGAGACUAACGUAGUCGAAGCGGGGGGGGGCGGAUGCUUUGAAGCCGCAACACCAGCAGCAGAGACACCGGCAGCAACAGGGAGCGAGGCAGGGGGGGGCAGACCCCUUGAGAAAGCCGCAGCAGCAACAGAAGCAGCAAAAUCAGUCGGAGUGGAGGAUGUCGAUGUCGCAACAGUACCAAAGUUCGGUCAUGCGGACGGUGAAGAAGCAGGGGUAAGUGUUGCAGAAGCAGUCAUAGCUGACGAGGGCCAGGAGGGCUCGCGAGCUCCCGGUUCACUCCCUCUACUCGACUCAGUUCCAACCCAAUUGCCGACCCACAAGGCCAUCGUUAGCGGCAACAGCAGCAGCAGCGGCAGUCCCGCGACAGAGAGUGUGACCCCGGCUGCUGUCGAGGAAGAAACAGAGAGAGACGCCGCUGACAAUGCCGCUUCCGCCGGAAGAUUCACGGUACUGGGCAAGUGUCGGUCAGAUUCACCCUCAUCCAAGGAGAUCAGCAGCAGCAGCAGCAGUGGCAGCAGGGACGGCAAGCAAGACGGUGAAAUGGAGGAAGAAAUUAGGCUACGACGGGAUUCCACCAUGUGGGACGAUCGCUGUUUGCAUAGCGCCGACCUCGCGGCGGAGGACGACUUCAAUGCGAGCGUAGAAAUUGAACUGCUGGGGCUCGGGAUAGGGCCCGGGGGUGGCUACGGCGACCGAACAAUCUUCGACUCGGCGCUCCUUGAGGCGAAUCUUCGUCAUACUUCGUCAUCAAGUUUACCCGAAGUUCGUGGCGCGGGUGUCUAAAAGUAGCACCUGCCAAUCCUCAACGUCAUCGACAACCGUCCAUACCGCAACGUUAUCGACGGCUUCUGUACCACCAACAACACUGGGAACCCCUGUCAAGCCCAUCGAAGCGAGCAGGGUUUCGUUGUCGCAGUCGGAGGAGGUUGCAAAGGCGGUGAGGGCUGAGCUUGCGAAAUGCUACUUCUGACGUACCGGUCGGCAAGCUGUAAGAUAUACUCCCGCUCCUGGCGAAGGUAAAGGUUGCCUUCGUUGGGCGCUUCGUCGUGACGGGUUUUGGGGUAAGCUACGGAACUGUUGCACCACGAACCAAGCGCUCACGAACCGACUAUGGGCGAAUGAAUCCGCGGGGCGGAUCAUGCAGAAGCAAUACCCAGCCCCCAAAACAGUUGUGGCGAGAGAGUGUACGCGAUUGUACACGAGCGACGCCGACCGGAACUGUGAGCGUGGGACAGCAUUGAUUCGAUUGACGAGGAAGCCAGACUAUGUACUAUGUAGCAAGCAGGUUGACUUUUCCAGCGCCGUUCAAGGGGGAGUGGGAUUCGUGAGGUUAGUGUGGACAACGGACGUGAACCUACUGUAGUUGGCGAGGCCAUUUCAAGGCAGUGCGAAGAUGCGAAGGGACCACAAUGUGUUUUUUACACGGUGCUAGUCGUUGUGGCUUGCCUGUUUAUUCUUAGAUGCAUCAAUUGUAUUGGUCGGCAAGCGCGUGGGUGCCUGUUUAUUCUCAAAUGCAUCAAAUGUGACCUGUUCGGUUCGCGUGGAUGCCUGUUAUUCUCAGUUACAUCAGUUUAUAUUGUUGAUUCGCGUGCAGUCAACGUGUAGUUUUAUCGAAAAAUAUGUCCAUGGUUAUCGGGGAAACUUUAAGUCAGCGCAGGGCGCCGUGCCCGCGCUAUGCCUAUACGUGUAAUAUUCCGGAGUUGUACUAUGAACUCAUGCUCCCACGUACAGAGUGUACGCCGAUUGUUUUAUGCGUAGUCUAGAGAUGUAUUUUUAAUAGGUGUUGAAAGCAUUUGGAGUUAAGCACCAAACUCUAGGAACCAAGCAUUGGGAAUCGCGUAGAGGAAAAUCGGGAGCGUGGGAGGAGGGUGCCCAAAAGCGAGGUUGUAGAUCUUGGCGUCGUUGCAAUCGCUUAAUUUACAGGCACAGACAUACCCCGCAGCGGGCUAGAAUCAUAUACUUGGAGUACAGUAGCAUGAUAUAGUAGCAUGAUACAUUUUUUCAAGUGUGGCAGAGAGUAUUGAGUAUCAUAUUUGCGAUGCGCGAGUGAGAUGAAUGGGCCGUAUGGGAAGAUGGGCAAUAGCGCAGCGUGCCGCAUGGGCUCACCAGCAGUAAGCAGAACUUGUUCGCCCUCGUUGGACGACGAAAAAUGAUACCGACACGUGACAGGG
Messenger RNA from Ectocarpus sp. CCAP 1310/34, 3242 nucleotides. NCBI's taxonomy places the organism in Eukaryota, Phaeophyceae, Ectocarpales, Ectocarpaceae. The record is from the annotation of a GenBank genome assembly.